Desarmillaria tabescens is the source of this 1188-nucleotide messenger RNA. RefSeq lists its product as uncharacterized. Lineage: Eukaryota; Fungi; Basidiomycota; Agaricomycetes; Agaricales; Physalacriaceae. The transcript is spliced from 4 exons. Bases 379 to 1086 code for a protein of 235 amino acids. The record is from RefSeq and is a predicted model, not a curated record.
ACAAGGUUCAGCUGAGACUGAAAACUGCGAACGUAAAUUGCCAUAUACUUUCAGUUACAAAAUUUCCGUAAGCUAAUGUUCUUGUUAGCAUAAUCACUACGACUACUUAGUGUGCGCCAAGCACCCUCUUCAAGAAGACUCCCUCAUUCCAUAUCUUAGGUUCCCGGAAUGAGAAAUACAGGCAUACGCAUGUGUCUAUGUAUAUACUCUAGUACUGGAUGGGCGUACAAUGGGUGAUACCCCUGUCCCACAGUCACGGGACCCCACAGCACCCCACAGGUUUACCACGCACAAUCAACAUUGACAACCACGCAGCCACACAGGCUCCCACACUAAAUUCUUCUUUCCCCAACGACGCCCUAUUUCUCAUAUCCAGCAAUGUCUCCAUCCACUCCCUUGAUUCCAGCACAAGGCCCUCAGGCUGUGGUAUUUCGCGCCGCAAAAGAAGUGACUUGCAUCCUUAGAGACGCGGGAUACACAUUUGCAAUCAUGGGGAGUUUGGCUUGCUAUCUCUACGGAAAUGAACGCCUACCAAAUGACGUCGACAUUUUGAUUUCAUCGCGUACCUGCGAUCUGGAGCCACUCAAGAAAUUUCUCGUCACCCAGAACCCGGAUCAUUUCUAUCUCGUGAAUGCCAAAUCACCUCGAGCUAAGUUCAAGGUAUUGUGGUACCACGAUCAUGGUAGAGAUGGAAAACUGGAGAGAACAAAGGUCGAUAUCAUGAAACCGGGAGUUAUGCAGCUGCCGAUGAUAUUUUCCGAGACUAUUGUCGAUAAGCAGGGGCUUCCGGUUGUUCCCAUGUCGAUCCUGCUGCUGCACAAACUCAGGGGUUGGGAGGAUAAUAUGAAGUCUCCGAAGCCGCAUCUUCGGAGGAAGCAUGAUGCGAAUGUGGGAGAUAUAGGUUCGUUGCUGAGGAUCGUUACUGAAGGUAUGGGCAAGCAGGAAAAGAGAAACUCCAUGCGUUGGAAAAAGUUUGCGCUGGAGAGGUUUAGUAGAGGAUUCCGGGAUGGGACGAAGCGUCGGGUGAACUUGUUCAGUGAGAGAAAUCCAGAGUAUGGAGAUAUGUGGAAGGAGCUCGGCUGGUAGACAUAUUGAACGAACUCUUUCUGAUGUACUAUUUUUCCUACUCGCUCUGUUCUUAUUUAAUUUGCUGAAACUGAGACUCAAAUGCAUUCUACUUGUGACAAG